AAAUAUUCUGAACAGUCAGUGCGCACGCUCUGCAGCGACAACAUCAACAAAUUGCAAAUCAGUUUUGUUCGGCGCCGCGUUUCCAGCUCGAUUUGUGAUAACGAAUAUUAUUUGAUUAUUCGAAACUUGUGCAUCGCCAACAAAAAAACACAAAAAACACACACAUACAGAAAACGAGAAGUUCGAGAACGCGUGUGCUGAGAACACAAUCUCACCAGAGCCAAGGAUAUUCAUCAAGCAGCAACGAUAAAAUCAAAACUCAAAACUCGAUAUAAAUAAAACUCGAUCGAAAUUAAAACGAUCUUCGCUUAUAACAUGUUCCAGUUAACGCAUCAAUUUUACACCCUGGCCGUGGCCCUGGGCAUCGUUUGCUUUGCGACAGCUGCGCCCCAGCAACAACCAGAGGAGGGACCGCACACGCUGCUGGACAUCGUGACACCCAACCAGUUCAGCUACAACUCUCCCCUCGCCCAGCCGGACAGUCUGCGCUCCAAGCCCUACUUUGACUUCCUCAGCACCCUCUACGCUCACGAUUCGGCUAAGACCGAUCUAUUCCGGAAUCGUCCUCGUCGUCAGGUCGAGGAAGUCGAACUUCCCGUCGAACUGAAGUCAGCAGCUGUUGAGGAUCAAACCAAAACUCAUCGUCAGGAGCGCAAACGUCGUGCUAUCGUCUUCCGUCCUCUGUUUGUCUAUCAGCAGCGUGAGAUCAGGAAAAAGGAGAUCGCCGCCAGGAGACGCGAUGAUCAGCUGUACCACAAGCGUGUGUAGUAUCGUCACUCUCACACACAUCGAAUCCCACAACAACCAUCAAGCUAUGGCUGUCACACUGGUCUUCUACAGGGUCCUCUCUAGCACUUAGCUCUCUAACCUAACCUAAUCUAAAAUAUUAUAACAUAUUAUUAAGUAACGCACAGCACAACGCAAAGCAACUGCAAUUCGAUCGAUACGCAAUCUUUAUUCUUAUUAUUGUAUUCACUUACUUAAGCACAUUCCCACCCCACCCCAAACUCACGCCAUCCCACGAAAAUCAAAGCAUACGUUAAGUAUUCCCUAAAUUAAAAUUAAAUUACAAAUGUCACCUAACAUAUUUGUUAACUGAUUCUUAAAUACUUGUUACUAUAAUGUUUAUUAAAGCUAACAAAAUUA
Molecule: messenger RNA, 1146 nt
Organism: Drosophila albomicans
Lineage: Eukaryota; Metazoa; Arthropoda; Insecta; Diptera; Drosophilidae
Exons: 2
Coding region: 316-768 (150 amino acids)
Source: RefSeq, a predicted model, not a curated record